AUGUGCGCCCGCAAGGCCAAAAAGCCGACUUUGAACGGAGAAGAGGAGGGAAAAUCACCGAUUGCAAAACCAAAUCGCAAACCAAGAAGUCAAAGUCGGGGAAGAAACGAAAGCCACGUGUGUGAAAACUGCGGUGCUACAGAAACUCCGCUUUGGCGGAGAACGCCGGACGGAAAACUGACAUGCAAUGCGUGCGGACUUUAUUACCGAGCGAAUAAAUGCCAUCGGCCUGUUAAUUUGAAAAAGCCACCUCUUUUGGUGUCAAUGACGAAGUCUGAGCAGCUCGCAAUUAGGACAGGAGGCACGUGUCAGGGAUAUGGUCACUGUAAUGGAACUGGCGGCUCGAAAUCCUGCAAGGGGUGCCCUGCUUUCAACAACAAGGUGAUGAAAUUGUCGUUUCAGCGUGAUAUGGGGUGUCCCAAAGUUAAGAGCGAGUUUUGCGGCACACGGGCUGUUUGUGCCGACUGUACAUGUGGAAAAGACAAGAGUCGAGCUUCCGGUGAUACUUUGAAUGUGGGAAAAUCGUUUUCUUCGCUUACUGUUGCCUGCUACAACUGCGGAACUACCGUUACUCCACUUUGGAGGCGGGAUGAUAGUGGGAACACUAUCUGUAACGCUUGUGGCUUGUACUAUCGGCUGCACGGGGUUCACAGACCAGUCAACUUGAAGAAGGGUGUCAUAAAAAGGAGAAGAAGACGCAUGAAAACGGUCAAAGAUGAAGAAAGUAACGAAGCACUUCAGCAGACCGGUAGCAUAAAAGAUGAAAACACAACCGAAACACACUCAUCGCCACCAGAACAGGCAUUCCGACCGAGCUUGCUGGAUCAUCCUGCUCCAGAUAUGCCACAAACCCUUAACAAGCUGCCGACAAACGACAGUAUUCGCAUUUUACCACCAAUAUUUGGCACAAGCUGUGGUUCGGCGUACUCUAAACUACGGAAUGGCCCAUUUCCCGGUACGGGAAAAGUGAUGGCCGUUGAUUUUACUACAUCCAAGUUUCCUGGAGGUACUGGUGCCACCCGGACAGCCUUGAAAUCACCAAAAGAGCCAAAAAAAAGAGCUACCGAGAUCAAGGUCGAUUUCUUGCUCAAUCGGCAAUAG
Brettanomyces bruxellensis is the source of this 1101-nucleotide messenger RNA. RefSeq lists its product as uncharacterized. Gene Ontology annotation, molecular function: RNA polymerase II cis-regulatory region sequence-specific DNA binding; DNA-binding transcription factor activity, RNA polymerase II-specific; zinc ion binding. Lineage: Eukaryota; Fungi; Ascomycota; Pichiomycetes; Pichiales; Pichiaceae. Bases 1 to 1101 code for a protein of 366 amino acids. The record is from RefSeq and is a predicted model, not a curated record. Gene Ontology annotation, biological process: positive regulation of transcription by RNA polymerase II; cell fate commitment; negative regulation of transcription by RNA polymerase II. The transcript has a single exon.